This is a messenger RNA of Humulus lupulus (European hop), 1774 nucleotides long. RefSeq lists its product as uncharacterized. The coding region runs from base 462 to 1721 and encodes 419 amino acids. The transcript has a single exon. NCBI's taxonomy places the organism in Eukaryota, Viridiplantae, Streptophyta, Magnoliopsida, Rosales, Cannabaceae. The record is from RefSeq and is a predicted model, not a curated record.
GAUUCAAAAAUAAAGAUUGUGACAAAACACAAACAAGUAAUUUUGACAAAACACGAUAUGCAAAAAGGUAUAAACCCUAAACUAUACCAUAUUAUGACUUUUUCAAAGAAUAUAUUUCAUUGUAAAAAAAACCAAUAAAAAUCCCAUCUUGAUAUUAAAAAAAAAAAAAAUUCUAAAUUGUAAAGAGUGCAUUUCAAGCUACCAACAAUGGUAGUAAACGAAAAGACUAAAAUAGCCUGUAGUACGGUCCAAUUUUAGGAGAGUUCAUCCAUGUCGACCUCCAUCCAAGCCGUCCACAUCAUCUUCAAUGAAAACCGCAAUAAAAUUUAACGGCCAAAAUGCAUUCCGAAAUCUCUUAUGAGAAGACCAUUUUCGUCUCUGGAAUAAAAGCUUAGCCUUUUCAAAUACUAAUUUAUUUCCCUCGGCUCUUUUUUCUUUCUCCUGAAAAACCAGACACGAAAAUGGAGUCACAAACCGACGUUUCGGGUUCAACCUCACUACUGGACCAGUCCGUUCAAUGCCUGUCCCGACGAGAUUUCUUGGGCUGCCGGAGUUACGCUGUUAAAGCCCAAGAGUCUGACCCAAACAUCGGAGCCGACGCUUGCCAAGUUAUCGCCGUCGCUGAUGUUCUCCACGCGUCGGAGCGUCUCAAGAACAACCGCCUUGACUACUACUCCAUACUCCAAACCAAUCGGACCGUGUCAAAUGAUCGCAAAGCCCUUUGGGAUCAGUUUGUGAAGCUCAUGAUUCUCGUGAACCCCAAGAAGAACCAGUUCGCGCAUUCCAUGGAGGCCUACAAGCUUCUUCGCGAAGCCUGGAUGUUGUUAUCGGACCCGGAGAAGAAGGCCCAGUACGAUAUUGAGGUUGGAGACGUGCCGGAAGUACCAGAACAGGGUGGAGUUCCGGAUCAUGGAAAUGGGUCCGGAGAGAAGAGUGAGACUUUCUGGACUGUGUGUCCUUUCUGUUACUGCAUGUUCGAGUUCGAGAAGGUGUACGAAGGUUGUUGCCUGAGAUGUCAGACUUGCCGAAGAGGGUUUCAUGGGGUGGCGAUCAGCCCUCCGUCGACGGAUAUUAUGGUUCCGGGGGAUGACAAGUACUAUUUCUGUUAUGGGGUUUCUUCAGUAGACUAUUCGGAGGAAAAAAACAAGGCUAACGUAAACAACUUCAAGAAAAGAAAAUGUUGUUUAGAUGAUCAUGGGGUAAUGGAGAUUUCAGAUGAUGAUGUAGGUUUGGGUUCUUUAAAUGAUGACUCUAGGCGUAGUGGAAACGAGGGCAAGAGUAAUGAUUCUUCUUCCAUGGAUUUCAAAAAUGGUGGUGACCAAGAUUUCGUUGAUGGGUUUUGGGAAGAGGUUUUGGAACCUGAAAAGUUGGGAAUGCAUGAAAAUGAGAGUGGGACAACAGAGGUGGGUGUUGGUGAGAAAUUGCCAAAGAAGAUGGUCAAAGCUCCGGCGAGGAGGAUGAAGAAUGUCAAAUCUGUGGCCUUGAAAACGAAGAAGAUAGCGGGGAAUCGGAUGAGAAGAGUUCAAACAAGCAAGUUGGUGGGUGAUGGUGACAUUGCCAUGGGAGUGGCAAGUUCAGAGGUCAAUGUGGAUAAGGGGAAAGGAAUAAUGAAUGGAGAAGAUGAAAAUGAGCCUAGUCCAUGGCAUGAAGAUGCUCAUACUGGGCUGGCGUUUACUAAUGGAGAAGAUGAUGUUUUUGAUGGCUUGUUAUUUGAUUGGUAAGAAUGGUAUGGUAAGGUUGUUUUUUGAUUGAAAAAGAAUGUGAUCUUCUCUGA